ACUCGACCACCAUAGAGACACUGGUGUCGAAUGGGCGGGUUUUUUGUGUUUCGUAAACAUUCAUCGCAUAAGUUAACAACAAGUGGAUCCGUUUACAACGUGAACGUCGAUGAGUAGCUUUGUUUCAGUGUAACGUGUAUGAGGGUAAACGGAUGGAUCCACAGCCUUUCAGCAGUGUGCUGGUGCGGCGGCUCACUUUAAGCCGUUAAACUCAUGGAUUCGAAGCACCUCAAAUCGAGCGGAGCAUCUAGGAAACUCAACUUCCUGCCCAACAAGGAAAUAUCACCCAAGCAACGGGGGAGGGGGGUCCCUCUGGACGCGUUAGAUGGGCUGCUUGACAAUCUGGAUUCCUCCUUGGAUGGCUUCAAUAUCAUAAUUCCGAUGCCCAUCACCACUUCUGGAGCGGAAGAGAAAGAGGAGGCCCCUUCUUCAGGAAAUAUCCAACCUUUCUCCGUGGGUCCCAAAGGAGAACCUCAACCACCAGCGAGACCGGUGAAGAACAAAGAACAUAACUUGGUUGGUCUAGAGGCCAGCAGUCUGUUGGUAGAGCACUACCCGAUCAACACCUCCAGUCCCUUAGAGGCGAAGCACCAAAGGGUCAUGGAGGCUUCCCCCGAUCGCUUCCUCUGGGACCAUGAGGGAGACCCUGAAGACCAGCCAAAGACCAGCAGGCCCUCCAUGGCAAGGGACCACUCCUCUGAGCCUUUCCAGCAACCUGCAGCCAGUUCAGAGCCGCCAGUGUGGAGACCGGGGACUAAUCUCCCGUCCUCCUCCUCGGGGUCCAGGGCCUCCUUCAUCCAGAAGCUCAGAGCCACCGGCCUCUCUAGAGCACCGCGGGAGUCUCCGGUCAAGGAGCCAGAACCUUCCUGGGAGCCAGAGGAGGAGCCAGAGGAGGAGUUCCUGAUCAGUGAAGAUGACCCCCCUGCCUGGAUCACCCUCCUCAGGAAGAAGAAUCCAAGCAGCUACAAACAGAAAUGUCCAGAUGCUCUACCGGGUAGGAACGACUACGGCGUUGGCCAGCCGUCCUCUCCGAACUGGGCACUGGAGAGCGAGACAGGGCAGAAGGACGAGACACGGGCCCCCGGGCGCGGAGGGGAACCCGCCGGGUUGGAGGAGGACAGGGCUUGGAACAAGAAGAAGGAGAAGAAGGAGAAAGCUGCCGCUCCAUCACAGCCUUCACCUAAGAAGAGCGCUUGGAAGAGGGCUAAGUCAAAGGGGACAGACAGCCCAACGGAGAUGGUAGAGCAGGAGCCCUCGCCCUUGAUGGAUGUGGUGAACAACGUAGAGGACUGUGAUAAAAAGAAGCCGGGUAGGAAGAAGGUGACCAAGGAGAGGGUGCCAGCUCACAACAGGCCAAAGGUUCAACCCCAAAAUCAAAGCAGCCCCAGCCAAGCGGUCAAAUUAAAAACGGCUCCGACCUGGGAAAACAAGGAGCAAAGUUCUUCUUCUGUCCUGAAGAAGUCCAAAUCUACCAAGGGCCCCCAACAAGAAAUGGAGAGAAAAAAGAAGACAAAGGCAGGGAAGGCUGUCAAGAUGAGGAAGAGGGAAGAGAUGCUGUUGUCUGAGUCUCCUGCCAGAAGCACUCAGGAGGAGCAGAUCCAGCAGGAGAGCAUGAACAAUGAGGCAGAACAUGUCAGUAUUGAACCUCCCUGGGAGCCAGAGGAGGAGCCAGAGGAGGAGUUCCUGAUCCGUGAAGAGGACCCCCCUGCCUGGAUCACCCUCCUCAGGAAGAAGAAUCCAAGCAGCUACAAACAGAAAUGUCCAGACGCUCGGUUGGAGGAGGGCAGGGCUCGGAACAAGAAGGAGAAGAAGGAGAAAGCUGCUGCUCCAUCACACCCUUCACCUAAGAAGAGCGCUUGGGAGAGGGCUAAGUCAAAGGGGACAGACAGCCCAACGGAGAUGGUAGAGCAGGAGCCCUCGCCCUUGAGGGAUGCGCCGAACAACGUAGAGGACUGUGAUAAAAAGAAGCCGGGUAGGAAGAAGGUGACCAAGGAGAGCAUGCCAUCUCACAACAGGCCAAAGGUUCAACCCCAAAAUCAAAGCAGCCCCAGCCAAGCAGUCAAAUUAAAAACGGCUCCAACCUGGGAAAACGAGGAGCAAAGUUCUUCUUCUGUCCUGAAGAAGUCCAAAUCUACCAAGGGCCCCCAACAAGAAAUGGAGGAGAGAAAAAAGAAGACAAAGGCAGGGAAGGCUGUCAAGAUGAGGAAGAGGGAAGAGAUGCUGUUGUCCGAGUCUCCUGCCAGAAGCACUCAGGAGGAGCAGAUCCAGCAGGAGGGCAUGAACAAUGAGGCAGAACAUGUCAGUAUUGGUCUGGCAAUCCCUAAGGUUGGACCCCUGCUGACCUCUGAAGUCUCCAGCCAUCCCCCUAGGAAGAGGCCUUGGGAGCGGGGCCUUAGCCUCCCCUCCAGCCCAGAGGAGCCAGGGGGACUGCCCGCUCUAAAAAAGCAGGCCCACAAGCAGAACCCCAGGAGACCCAAACCCCUCCUAGGCUCCCCUGAACCGGCUCCAGACUGCGGGACUGGGAGGUACCCCAGGAUCAGAAACUGUCCUGGGGAAUUGUGGAAGGUCUCAGACGCUCUCCCAGACGGGGAUAUCCUGCCACCAGUACCACUACCACCACCACCCGGCAGACCUCAGUCCAAGCAGCGAGGCAGACCGCAGUCCAAGCAGAGGAAAUCCCUCAACCCGCCCACGGCCCCAGAAUCCACCACCACGGCUGAGUCCAAGCCCUUCAAACAGGGCAAAAUGUUUUCGGCUCCAAAGACCAUCCGGCGCUCUCUGGCCACGUUCCACGACAUCUUUAGCCAGUCAGCGGUGGUGUCUCCUCCGGACAACACCCGGGAAGAGGCUGAGGGCGGCAAGAGGAGCCGGAGGAAGAGGUCCAUUGGGGACUCCAACAUCGGGCCCUUGGAUGCCCUCAACAGCAGCGGGCCACCGCUGAUCAUAGAGGCCCCUGCAGGCCCCAGCUGCAGCACCAGGCUUAGUUGGCCCCCCAAUAUCGCACCCCCCCAGCCCACCAAGAGGCCCUCAUCCAGCAUGUUGAAGGGUUUCCAGAGCGGCCCGUCCUCCUUCGUAGACCUGGAACAGCAUGAAGAGGAUGAACUCGCAUCUCCCCAGUGGACCAGAACCCAGUCCUCCUACUGGCUGUCCUUGGGGCUCUACGCGGCCCCUUUGGUUCCCAUGGUCCUGCAGGACCAAGAUGCGGCCAACCUGGAGGAGUGGCUGGCCAUGCUGUGGCCCGCCCCCGCCCAGGAGCUGUCGAGCCAGGCGGGCUCGGAGGCCUUUGAGUGGUUCUGCCAUCAAGGCCGGGUCAUUGGCCUCCGGAUGGACAUGUGGUCAGAGUCCAUGUGCAACGGAGAGAUCAUCCUGUCCUCCUCCAUGAAGAAGCCCCUCUGGGUGGACCACUGCGCCACUACCGUCUUCUACGUGUCGACCAGCCACGUGCUUCUGACCCUGAACGCGGUGGACUUCCGCUACAAGGGCGGCCAAUCCUUCGUGGUCCCAUGUGGACAAGCCUACAGCCUUGAGAACUCGGGAGACGAGCCUGCCCUCCUCUUCUUCUCACGGGUACAGGUCUAGAGCCCGGGGUGGCCGUGUGGUCCAGGACACGCACACAGGUUAUGUUUAGUUAUUUUGUUAAGUAUUUAGCAGUUUGCCUCUAGGUGGCAAUGUUUACCCCUUCUUAUAAAUAAAAUCAGAUUCAAGUCCAGAACAAGUGCUGCUACAUUUAUUGAGAAACAUUUGUUAUCAAGGAAUGAAGGUACAUUUUUGUAUGAGUUGUAUUUUUGUCAUUGUUAUGACCGCAUUGCUCAAGCAUGACAUAACAAAUAGUAGCGUGUUAUGGACUGGUGUAGUGAGUGUGCAACAAAACUAAAAUAAAGAAGAAGAGGGUUUGGCAACAGCAGCUGCUGUCACCCAGGCAGCGAGAGACCGAAA
Gadus morhua (Atlantic cod) is the source of this 3936-nucleotide messenger RNA. RefSeq names its product titin. Bases 214 to 3579 code for a protein of 1121 amino acids. The transcript is spliced from 16 exons. Lineage: Eukaryota; Metazoa; Chordata; Actinopteri; Gadiformes; Gadidae. The record is from RefSeq and is a predicted model, not a curated record.